UGAUCACUAAUUCACUGUCCCCACCACACUUUCAUGUGAGUUCCUCUUCAGAGUUCUAUUAAUCUCCAUUACAUCGCUCUGAAGAUCGUUGAUCGGACUGGUACUGCUCUUCUCUGUUCUUCGCUUACUGAUUUCUUCUAAUGAGGUAGCUGUGAUUUUGCGGUUGCCGAUGAGGGGUUUAUCGAUAUCUGCUUCGAUUUCGCUUCUGUUUUUGGUGGAUUUUGCCGCGUUCUUCUUGGUUUUGGCUUUAUCUCACGAUUUGGUGCCUAAAGAUUCUGGAAAAUUCGUCUUAGGACAAGAAAACUUGGGUCCUUGGAAGAAUGAGAUAUUGGAGACUGCUGAAGCUCCAGGAUCUGCAAAUAACGACUCUCAAGGCCCUCUUCUAUUGGCAGCAAAUAGAACGAAGCGUCCGGAUAUUCUUCAUGGGUUUAGGGUGUAUGAAGGUGGCUGGGACAUUGCCAAUCGGGAUUACUGGGCUUCUGUUGCAUUUACUGGUGCCACUGGUUUCAUUCUUUCCAUCCUCUGGUUCAUUUCCUUUGGCAUUGCUCUUUUUAUUCAUCUUUGCUGUGGAUGGAAGUUAAACAUUAAAGGUGAAGAAUCGAAGACUUCACAGCGGAUUUGCCUCGCGUUACUUGUAGUUUUAACAUGUGCUGCCACCAUUGGUUGUAUACUUCUAUGUAUUGGACAGAAUGAUUUUUACAAUGAAGGUUUGCAUACUUUGAAGUAUGUUGUAAACCAGUCAGACUAUACUGUGGAUACGCUUAAAAACGUUACAGAAUAUCUCUCACUCGCAAAGACCAUUAGCGUGGCCGAGGUGUUUCUUCCGAUUGAUGUAAUCAACGACAUUGACGAGUUAAACGUGGAUUUAAAUACCGCUGCAGAUACAGUGGCAGAGAAGACGAGUAUAAAUUCUCAUAAAAUAACAAGAGUUUUCAUUGCUAUGCGUUCAGCAUUAAUUACCGUUGCUGCGCUCAUGCUUCUUCUGGCUCUCGUCGGUCUUUUCCUGUCGUUCUUUGGAUAUCAACAUGCAAUGUAUAUAUUAAUACUCAGUGGUUGGCUACUUGUGACAAUUACAUUUGUUCUUUAUGGAUUGUUUGUAAUCCUUGACAGUGCAGUUUCUGAUACUUGUAUGGCAAUGGAAGAAUGGGUGGAUAAUCCUCAUGCAGAAACAGCUCUUAGCAAUAUCCUUCCUUGUGUUGAUCAUAAAACAACAAACCGGACGCUAAUCCAAAGUAAAAAGAUUGUAAACGACAUUGUGAGCGUUGUCGAUCAAUUUGUGUACAACUUCGCCAAUGCAAAUCCUCCCCCAGGACUUCCCAACUACUGCAACCAGUCUGGACCUCCAAUGCCAGCUCUCUGUUACCCAUAUAACUCUCAGCUGGAAGAAAGUAGAUGUGGCGAUAACGACGUGACUAUCGACAAUGCAUCAACAGUUUGGCAGAAAUUUGUGUGCCAAGUAUCGGAAUCGAAACUGUGCACCACGGUUGGGAGAGUCACACCGGACAUCUAUUCCCAGAUGGUGGCUGCAGUGAAUGAGAGUUAUGCACUUCAGCAUUACACUCCCCCUUUGCUUAGCCUCCAGAACUGCAAUUUCGUUAGGGAAACGUUUCACAACAUCACCACAGGUUACUGUCCUCAUCUGCACCAUCAUCUCAAGAUUGUGAAUGUUGGACUUGCAAUGAUCUCUGUUGGAGUAUUGCUCUGUCUCUUGCUAUGGAUACUAUAUGCAAACCACCUCCAAAGGAGGAGUGAUGUGUCUGCAAAGAUAUCGUUGUCGAUAAACCGAUGGAGAAAUACGAGCCAAAAUUUGAGUAAUUCUGGUGGAAACGACGAAUCCAGCAACAUCAAGCAUCAGAAGAGGAGCUUAGAGAGGUAGAGAAAGGAAAAAAUAGAUAGCAGGUUGGAAGCUUAAGUUUCCUCCUGGAAUGGUAGAGUGAGUAGCUAUAUGCACAUGUAGUAUAUAUACCCCUUUCAAGGGAUGAAACCAAGGUGGGGCGAAGCGCCAUUUUGGGUGGAAAUAUAAUGAAUUAUGAUCCAAUAUUUUAAAAUUGUGUACCGAAAGCACUUUG
Molecule: messenger RNA, 2069 nt
Organism: Cucurbita moschata (crookneck pumpkin)
Lineage: Eukaryota; Viridiplantae; Streptophyta; Magnoliopsida; Cucurbitales; Cucurbitaceae
Exons: 9
Coding region: 170-1876 (568 amino acids)
Cellular component (GO): membrane
Source: RefSeq, a predicted model, not a curated record